Molecule: messenger RNA, 1155 nt
Organism: Suillus subalutaceus
Lineage: Eukaryota; Fungi; Basidiomycota; Agaricomycetes; Boletales; Suillaceae
Exons: 3
Coding region: 1-1155 (384 amino acids)
Source: RefSeq, a predicted model, not a curated record
AUGUCGCCUAACAUCUCACAUCGUCGUCAUCCUUCGGCUCCUCCAGCAGUCGUAGUUCAAGCAACGAAAACACCUGGCUUGCUUUUCAUUUCAAAGCAGGCUUCACGACCUUCAACUCCUCGCAAUCAUCAACAGCUUCCUCAGAAGCAGCAUCGGUCUCCAAAGCCGAAGCAGAAACAGCUCGUUCCUCAGUCACAAGGCCGUGCAACACAGCCUCCAAUCUCAGAGUCAUCCGAUGAACCUACUAAGCCUCCUACCCAGAAAAGUCAUUCCGAUGUUGUCUCGAAACUAGCUGUUCACCCGGCUAUAAGCUCUUCUUCGAAUGCGCAAGCGCGACGCAGCAACAUUCGUCAACCUUCACCACCUAUUCUCUCGCAGGCUGAGGGUAUAACUUCUUCGACACAAACUUUUACCCAUCACAGCAACAAUCCUGCAUCCAACUCUUUUGAUCCCUUCGUUGUCAGUUCCGAUUCUGAUUCGGAUAACUCGCUUCCACCCAUGACUUUGACGCCCAAGAAUCCUUCCUUGCAAGCUCCUUCCCUGACUUCUCAGCCUACUGGAAAGCUUGCUGCUCGUCGCCGUCGCCCUUUCCCGCAGCAAAUUGCCACACCCACCCCUUCCACUCGAGCAGUUCCUGUCCCUAGAUCUAAUAUUCAGCCCACUCGUCACAAUCUCUCUCGUUCAGCUCCGAGCCAAUCUGCUGCGCCACUCAGAACCGCACGGCGCACUUCCGCCGGCUCUGCCGUAGAUUUCCCAGUUUGCGAUGACACCACUGAUGUUGAUGAUGAUCAUUCUCCUCCAUCAACCCCCACUCGCGAGAGAUCUGCUGGGACUCGUCAACGACUCGUAUUUGAGGAAAGCCCCCGCACAGCACCGCUCAAUACGAGCGCAGGGUUUCCAUUUGGUGGGCAGUUGAGCUGCAACACUCCGUCUCCAUCCCGCAAACAUUACAGGACGCCCAGUGAUGGUAUUUUUCACAUGUCCUUGGACGAGGACAUGGCAUCGACUUCUGAUACUUCUGAGGAGCAGAAAGAAGUUUCUGGGUCAGUUGGACCGAGCGUUACCCGCGCUGUUAAGGACAAGGCUGGGUUCUUUGCGAGUUCAGUGUUCCAAAACUCGCCGAGCCCCGACGAGUUGCCUCCGCCCGCUUUUUGA